UUUCCAGUCGGACCCAUUUAACCGCGGUUCCCCCUCUCACAGUUACCCCGGAACUAACUCAGGACAAACUCACGUGUUCACCAUGAAAAACAUGAAAAAACACAACAACUCGUUCAAGAACAAGAAAUUCAAGCCCGGCUCGAAGAAAAGAGAAAAUAAAUGCAUCGUGACGUUCGACGACAAAGAAAGACAGGAUUUCCUCACUGGUUUCCACAAGCGGAAAGUGGAAAGGAGAAAAGCAGCAGUGGCAGAAAUUCGAAAGAAAAUCAAGGAGGAGCAAAGUAGAGUCAGAGAAGAGAGGCACAAGGAAUAUAUGAAGAUGCUGAAGGAGAGGACGGACGCUCUCGAGGAAGCUGACGACGAUCUCGGAGAUGUGAUCACCAGUACGACCGAGUCGAUACAGUACGAUCACCCCAACCACACUGUCACCGUGACGACCAUCAGCGAUCUCGACCUCUCUGGGGCUCACCUGCUCGGACCUGCGGAAGAUCAGGUGAAUGGGGAAAGCAAGGAUGAAGAAAAGAAGGAGGAAGAGGGGGAGCAAAAACCAGCAAUGCCAAGAAAAGCCGGGAAUCCGAUCAUGAACAAAAAAAUCCGCUCUCUGAUGACAUCGCUCAGCACUUUCACCAGCAAGAGGAGGAAAGGGAAGCAGGAAGGCCGAAGAGGACGAGACCGCUCGACAGACAAGAAACGUGGUAUCACGGAGUUGAAAAAGAGAACAGGGAAGAGCAGCAAGUGGCAGAGACGUCGACAGACCGGGAGGAAGGGGCAACAUCUGGACUGAAAGUGUGUGUGUGUGAGUGUGCGUGUGUGUGUGUGCGUGCGUGUGUGUGUUAAAGUACAAUGUAAGAUCUGAACUGUCAGACUUUACACUGAACUGUUUGUAAAAUGAACUCAAGCUGAUGUGGACUCUGUGGCCUCCACCAGGUCGGACUGUCGAUUAUCAGACUCAUUUCCUGUCACCUGGAAGUUUGUACAUUUUCCCAGCUGUUUUCGUCUUUCAUGAAGUAAAGUUUCCUGUAUUUUACUGACAUUUUCAUUAAAUGACUGAUAAAUCUUG
Molecule: messenger RNA, 1060 nt
Organism: Paralichthys olivaceus (Japanese flounder)
Lineage: Eukaryota; Metazoa; Chordata; Actinopteri; Pleuronectiformes; Paralichthyidae
Gene: nol12
Product: nucleolar protein 12
Cellular component (GO): nucleolus
Molecular function (GO): rRNA binding
Source: RefSeq, a predicted model, not a curated record